AUGGGUAGCUUAGAUAGAGGAGUAUUGACUGGUUUUAUAUGCAGAUUGUGCUCUGAAAUGCAUCGUGUAGUGUUACAUAUUUAUGGAGAAGAAGGAAUUCGACUGUGUAUAUCUGAAAAGAUCAAUAGAUAUCUUUCUAUUAACGUGUCCCGUUCAGAUCCACUGCCAAAAACUAUAUGUAAGAAUUGUUUAGAACGUCUAGAAAACCAGCAUAGACUCGUGAUGCGUAUCGAACAAGCGGCCAAUAUGUUGAAAGGUCAAAGACGUGCUCGAGUUGGGCGCGGAUGUUACGUGAGCCUUUGUGAUAGCAACAGCCCCCCACAUCCGCCUAUACCUAAAUAA
This is a messenger RNA of Danaus chrysippus (African queen), 342 nucleotides long. Lineage: Eukaryota; Metazoa; Arthropoda; Insecta; Lepidoptera; Nymphalidae. The record is from the annotation of a GenBank genome assembly.